Erinaceus europaeus (western European hedgehog) is the source of this 2773-nucleotide messenger RNA. It is a transcript of the gene ASTE1, whose product is annotated as asteroid homolog 1. The transcript is spliced from 6 exons. Gene Ontology annotation, molecular function: nuclease activity. The record is from RefSeq and is a predicted model, not a curated record. Lineage: Eukaryota; Metazoa; Chordata; Mammalia; Eulipotyphla; Erinaceidae. Bases 563 to 2605 code for a protein of 680 amino acids.
GGAGGGCGGGACAUUCCUAACUAGACAGCAGCCAUUUCGGGAUGCCUGCCUCAGCCUCGGCUUGGGGAUCCCAAGCCCGGGAGAACCUUCCCCGCCGGCAGGUGUCACCCACGACACUGAAGCGGGCUUCGAGUGACGUCAUACUCGAAGACUUCCGUUUCCGCUCUUGGAGUCUGGACGCUCCAGCUCCCGGCUUCCGGCGGGCAUCCUCCUCUGCCCUCCGAUGGAGGAGCCGGUGCCUUGGGAGCACUGGGCGGGUGCACGCUGCUGCUGGCCGGGGAGGCGGGUGUGAGGACCCUGGAGGCCUGGUGCAUGAGGACUCCCACCUUUGCGCACCUUUUCUCUCCAUCGGCGUGAGUUCCUGAACAGCUGCUCUGUACAAUCGAAUGUAAACACCUCGGGAGUCAACUUCCAUCUCAGUCCAAAGGUCAAAAUCCAUGAAACAUUUGAGUUUGUAACGUGGGAAAAGUAGAAGAGAAGAAAAACAACAACAAACAAAAAAAAACCCCACUUAACUAGCUGGUGUUGCCCAAGGACCUAGGUAGCUCUUCAGAUUGCCAUCAUGGGUAUCCGAGGGUUAAUGAGUUUUGUGGAAGAUCACAGCAAUGAGUUCUUCAUCGAUUUGAAGUUGCGAAACACCAAGCUGAUCAUCGAUGGUUAUGCUCUCUUCCACCGGCUUAGCUUCAGUUCUGGCUUAGAGCUCCGGUACGGAGGGGACUAUGACUCUUUUGCAGACAUUGUGCAUAAGUUCUUUGAAUCACUGUUUGCUUGUAACAUAUUCCCAUAUGUUGUAUUAGAUGGAGGAUGUGAUAUUUCUGAUAAAAAGCUUUCAACUAUAAAGGAUCGAGCUAGAGAGAAGAUCCACAUGGCCCAUAACCUUUCUGUUGGUGGGGGUGGAUGUGUCUGCCCCUUACUCACCAGAGAAGUGUUCAUACAAGUUUUAAUCAAGCUUCAGGUAUCUUUUGUCCAGUCCUUUUCAGAAGCAGACCGGGACAUUAUGACACUUGCUAAUCAUUGGAACUGCCCUGUGUUAUCAUCAGAUAGUGACUUUUGCAUUUUUGACCUGAAAACUGGAUUUUGCCCACUGAAUAGCUUUCAGUGGCGAAAUGUGAACACCGUUAAGGGCACAAGGGACUACUAUAUCCCUGCCAAAUGUUUUUCCCUCAGUGCAUUCUGCCAACACUUCAGCAACAUGAAUAGAGCUCUUCUACCUCUCUUUGCGGUGCUGUGUGGAAAUGACUAUAUCCAUCUACCUGUUGUAGAAAUAUUCUUAAGUAAAGUACAUCUUCCUUCUGGCUCUACCAAUUCUAAGGGAAGGAGACACCACCGAGUUUUGGGACUUCUGAGCUGGUUGUCUCAUUUUGCUGGGCCUGCUGAAGCACUAGAUCAUGUUCUGAAAUGCCUCCCCAAAAAGGAUCGAGAAAAUGUUAAGGAACUUCUUGGCUGUUCCAUGGAAGAAUACCAGCAGUCUCAUGUGAAGCUGCAGGACUUCUUCCAGUGUGGUACUUACACCUGUCCAGAUGCCUUGAGACUGGGUUUGCCAGAGUGGGUACUAGGGGAUUUAGCCCACGGCCAGCUGUCACCUUUCAUCAGUGAUGCUUUGGUGCUAAGACGGACCAUUCUUCACACACAGGUGGAAAACAUGCAGCGACCAAAUGCCCAUAGGAUAUCUCAGCCCAUCCGGCAGGUCAUCUAUGGGCUUCUUCUGAAUGCUUCUCCACAUCUAGAGAACAUGUCUAGGAAUGUCUUGCCAUCUCAGCCCCUAGCUUUCAGUGAAGUGGAAAGGGCUAGUAAAAAUAUCAAAACAUCCAUUGUUGAUGCAGUAGGGCUGCCCAAGGAUCACUUUAACUUAGACAAAUUGCCCAAGCUCUCCUUGGCUAGACGACAGAGACUGCUAUUGGAAACAUUAAAGGUGAAGCAGACCAGCCUGGACUGUGUCCCCGAUUUGCUGAAAUUGCCCGUUGCCGUCUGUUGCUACUGGCUCCAGCACACGGAGGGCACGGCUAAGCUACAUCAUCUACAAGCGCUUCUGCUGGGGAUGCUGAUGGGGCCCCUACACGCCAUGACCAACAGUCCUGGGAAGGAAGGCCUACAGGAGAAUGGUGCUAAAAAGCUGUAUGAAGAGCUCCAAAGAGUGAAGAAGCAGACACAACCAGACCGGAAACUGGAUCUAGACACAGCUCACAUCUUCUGUCAGUGGCAGUCCUGUCUGCAGAUGGCACUGUAUCUCAGUCAGUUGCUGUCCACACCUUUCCCAGAGCCAGACCUAACUCGACUGUACAGUGGAAGCCUGGUGCACAGCCUAUGCCAACAGCUGCUAGGAUCAACCUCUGUAGAAACUCUCUUAAGCAUGUGCCUAGAAGCAGAGCAACUUUAUGAACAUCUGUUCAGUGCCACAAAGUCAUAUGCCCCUGCUGAGUUAUUCCUCCCAAAGAGUAAAUCAAAUUCCAAAAGAAAAAGGCAAAAGAAAAAAGGUGCCAGCUGGUUGAAGAACACAGCGGGAACCUCCUCGGACACAAGGUGUGCUUACGAGGGGAGUAAUCGGUUUGGCGUGUUAAUGGUUGAAAACUUGGAGGAACACAGUGGAACCGCAGAACUGGAAUAAACACUGCAACCAGAUGAGUAAUUCUGACUUCAAAUGUUUCUUCCUUGGAAUUUGUUUUUCUUUAACUUCUUAGAGGAUAAACAUCAUAAUAGGAAAUAUUUGAUUAGAGGAAAACAUUUUAAUAGGUGAAUUUUUAUAUUCUGCUUUUAAUAAAUCAGAUUUAAGAAA